AUGAAUGAUUUCGCCCCUCCCACCGGCCCUCCACCUCCUAAAGUUCCUGCAGGAUACAAAGCAGUAUGGAACGCCGAAUAUAAAGAAUGGUUCUACGUAAACAUCUACACCAAGAAAUCCACUUGGGACAAACCCACCGAAGCUGUCUACUCUUCUGACGACAGCGCUCCCGCCGGUCCACCCCCCGGUUACUCUGGCGGCUCCUCCUCCUACCCGACCGACACAAAAAACAAUCCCUAUGACCCCAGCCCUAACACUGAAAGCGACGCCGAUCUCGCACGUCGCCUGCAAGCUGAAGAAGAUGCUCGCGGAGGUUCUAGCAGCGGUGUUCGCGGCAAUGCUCAGCAGGAUUAUCAAAAUACUGCUAUGCCUUCUUAUGCGUCACAAGAACUACCUCCACGCGAACAGAAAAGGGGAUUCUUUGAUAAACUUUUGGGAAAGACUAGUGGUGGUUCUAGUUCUAGUCCGCCGCAGCAACAGUAUCAACAGCAGUCUAUGCAGCAGCAACAACCGCAAUAUAGUGGUUAUCAGCAGCAGCAGCAAUAUCCACCACAAGGUUAUCAACAGCAAGGUUAUGCGCCCCAAGGAUAUGCGCCGCAGCAGGGUUAUGGAGGUGGAUACCAACAGGCACCGCAGAAGAGUAGCGGAGGGGGAUUGGGUAUGGCUGGAGGUGCAGCUCUAGGAUUGGGUGGAGGAUUAGUCGGUGGAAUGUUACUUGAGAAUGCUAUUCAAGAUCACGAUCAAAACGAAUACAAUCAAGGUUACGAAAAUGGUGCGGAUAAUGGUGGUGGUGGUGGUGGUGACGAUGGAGGAGACUUUGGAGGCGGUGAUGAUGGUGGUGGUGACUUUUAG
This is a messenger RNA of Sclerotinia borealis F-4128, 852 nucleotides long. The record is from the annotation of a GenBank genome assembly. Lineage: Eukaryota; Fungi; Ascomycota; Leotiomycetes; Helotiales; Sclerotiniaceae.